AUGUAUUCAACAUUUAAAUCUCAUAUUGAUGGUUAUGACAGAAAAAGACUACAUUAUUAUGAUAGCAGUGAAAUUUCUAAUGAAACUGAUGAUGGAACAAAUAGUUUUGAUACAUUUGAUGAAUGUUAUAGUGAUAAUUUGAUGAAGUUACAAAUGACAAAAAAUUCAGCAUAUGUGUAUGAAGAAUUUAUUUGUGUCAUACAGUUAAGAAACCCUUCUGAAGAAGUUGGUUUUUCUAUAAGUGAAACAGAAUAUGGUUCAUUAUAUAUAGAAGAUAUAUUACCAAAUACACCAGCACAAAAAUCUAAUUUAAUAGAGGGAGAUGAAAUUAUUGAAGUUAAUACAAUCCCUAUUUAUAAUUUGGGAUAUUAUCGGACAAUUGAUUUGAUAAAAGAGAGCAUUGAUUCUUGUAUCAUUCAACUUAAAAUUCGAAGAAAAUUGUCAAUAAAUAAGAUGCCUCUGUCAACAACUGAAAGUCAAAUUGCAACAGCUUUAUUUGCUGAAGAUCGCCGUCAAAAUAUUAUUAUUGAGGAGACAGCAAAUAGGAUGAGUGAAAUAAUAAGUCCCAGUCAAUGGGAACGUGUCAAAGAGUAUGAAGAUGAUUUGAAGAGGAGACGUGAAUAUACGGAGAGAAAAGAAAAACAAAAUAAUUUUAUGAGAACAUCUAUUCGAGCCUCCAAAAGGUUACAAGCUUUAGAGAAUAAUUCAAAUACACAAUAUAAUAAUAGUAUACCAUCACCAUUAAUUGAGGAGAAAGAUUGCCAUUUUAGUUAUUCUAAUAAAUGUUACUCUCCAGCUGGUAGUACUCCAAGAACAUCUAUUCAUGAACAUAUAAAUAAUAUUAAUAAAGAUACUAAUGAUUGCCCAGAGAAGAUAAUUAAUGAUAAUUGUGAUACUAAUUUAUUAGUUGUUAAGGUUUAUAAACCAGAAGAUGAUUCAUAUUUAGGUGCUACUGUAAAAAAUGAAGGAGAACGUGUCAUUAUUAGUAGAAUUAUUCAGGGUGGAAUAUGUGAAAAGACAAAAUGUCUUGUUGAGGAUGAUGAAAUUAUUGAGGUAAAUGGUAAUGAUAUACGUGGAUUAAGUGUUAAUGAAGUUUCUGACUUGUUAAGGAGAAUUCAUGGUGAUAUAACAUUUAUUAUUCUUCCAUCUCCACGACGGCAAUUGUCAUCUAAUAAUGAAAAUAAUUUAAAAAAUAAUCGUUAUUCUCAUAAAAAUCCAGCACCCGUCAUCCAUCAUAUUCGUGCAUUAUUUGAUUAUGAUCCUGAGGAUGACUAUUUUGUUCCAUGCAAAGAAUUAGCUUUAAAAUUUCAACGUGGUGACAUUCUUCAUGUCAUCUCGACUGCCGAUGAAAAUUGGUGGCAGGCUUAUCGGGAGGGUGAUGAUGCAUCUCAACAAUUAGCUGGUCUCAUUCCAUCAAGUUCAUUUCAAAAACAAGUUGAAAUGUAUAAUAGAGAAUUAGAUAGAAAAGCAAUUGGUGAUGGAAAAAGUACAAAAGGAAAAUAUUUAUUUAAAAAAAAACUUUCAGAUAAAAAUAAAAAAAAGAAAAAAGAUAAGUUAGGUGAUAAGGUUAAAAUUUUAGAUGAAGAAAUGAAUGAUGAUGAAAUAUUGACAUAUGAAGAUGUAUGUCUUUAUCUUUCACGUAGUGGUAGAAAACGUCCCGUCAUUUUAUGUGGUCCUGAGGGUGUUGGUUGUUCUGAGUUAAGACAAAAGUUAAUUGAAAGUGAUAAAACAAGAUUUUCAUGUGCAAUACCUCAUACAACAAGACCAAGACGAAGUGAUGAAAUUGAUGGUAUUAAUUUUCAUUUUAUAACACCUCAACAAUUUAAUGAAUACUCCUCAAAUGGUGUAUUUGUUGAGUAUGGUGAAUUUCAAAAACAUUAUUAUGGAACGAGUAUUAUGUCAAUUUCAAAAGUGAUAUCAGAAAACAAAACAUGUUUAUUAACAUUUAAACCUGAAACAUUAAAAAGUUUACGUAAAACUGAUUUAAUGCCUUUUGUUGUAUUUAUUUCACCACCAUCAUUAAUGCAAUUAAAAAGGCAAAAAGAUAUGAAUGGUCAGUUUGGAGUAAGAGAUGAGGAAUUAAAAAUUAUAUUAAAUGAGGGAAAAAGAAUGGAACAAAAUUAUGGACAUUUAUUUGAUCAUAUAAUUGUUAAUAUUGAAUAUCAAAAAAGUUUAGAGGAAUUAAAAGAAAUUGUCCAAAAAUUGGAUACUGAACCCCAUUGGGUACCAAGUUAUUGGCUUAAUAAUAGAAAUAGUACUUAUAGAAGUAAUGGAAAAUAUAAUGAUCGUGGAAGAAUAGUAUCAUAUUUUGAGGAAGAGGGUAAAAUUCCUUUAUAA
Strongyloides ratti is the source of this 2337-nucleotide messenger RNA. Its product is annotated as MAGUK p55 subfamily member 5. The transcript is spliced from 4 exons. The record is from RefSeq and is a predicted model, not a curated record. Bases 1 to 2337 code for a protein of 778 amino acids. Gene Ontology annotation, cellular component: adherens junction; plasma membrane. Gene Ontology annotation, biological process: protein localization to plasma membrane; establishment or maintenance of epithelial cell apical/basal polarity; generation of neurons. NCBI's taxonomy places the organism in Eukaryota, Metazoa, Nematoda, Chromadorea, Rhabditida, Strongyloididae. Gene Ontology annotation, molecular function: protein binding.